This is a messenger RNA of Setaria italica (foxtail millet), 2019 nucleotides long. RefSeq names its product UDP-glucuronic acid decarboxylase 2. Gene Ontology annotation, biological process: D-xylose metabolic process. The transcript is spliced from 5 exons. The coding region runs from base 125 to 1531 and encodes 468 amino acids. Gene Ontology annotation, molecular function: NAD+ binding; UDP-glucuronate decarboxylase activity. The record is from RefSeq and is a predicted model, not a curated record. NCBI's taxonomy places the organism in Eukaryota, Viridiplantae, Streptophyta, Magnoliopsida, Poales, Poaceae. Gene Ontology annotation, cellular component: cytoplasm.
UCGACGACUCGCUCCCACGCAAAGCGAGCCGCGCUCCUCGGUUGCCACCGCAUCGGCCAUCGGAUCGAGGGGCACCGCCGAUUCAAUUCGCCAUUCACCACACGCGCGGGCGCCGGCGCGGGCCAUGAUGAUGUCUUCGUCGUCCAUGGCCGCCGGUGCCGGCUCCUCGGAGCUGAUCUACCGCGGCGGCCACGACGCGCCGGCGGCGGACGAAGCCGGCGCCAGGUACUCGUCGUCGGCCAAGCCGCCGCCGCCGCCGCACGGCAACAAGCCGUGGCUGGCGCGGCCGCUGCGGUACAUGAUGGGCGAGCAGCGCCUGGCGUUCGCGCUCCUCGGCAUGGCUCUCGCGUCGCUCGUCUUCCUCCUCGCGCCCUCCGGCUCCGGCUCUGGGUCCGCCGCCGCCGCGUCGAGCGGCACCACCAGAACCAGCAGCAGCGUGGCUCACCUCGCGGCGGUGGGGCUGGCGUCGCGGCAGUACAGCAGCAGGGUGGCGUUGUUCGAGGAGCCCCGCGGCGGCGUCCGGCCCGGUCGCGUCCCGCUGGGCCUGAAGCGCAAGGGCCUCCGCGUGGUGGUGACCGGCGGCGCGGGGUUCGUGGGGAGCCACCUGGUGGACCGCCUCCUGGCGCGCGGCGACAGUGUGAUCGUGGUGGACAACUUGUUCACGGGGCGCAAGGAGAACGUGCUCCACCACGCCGGGAACCCCCGGUUCGAGAUGAUCCGGCACGACGUGGUGGAGCCGAUCCUCCUGGAGGUGGACCAGAUCUACCACCUUGCGUGCCCGGCGUCGCCCGUGCACUACAAGCACAACCCCGUCAAGACCAUCAAGACCAACGUGGUGGGCACGCUCAACAUGCUGGGCCUCGCCAAGCGCGUCGGCGCGCGAUUCCUCCUCACCAGCACCAGCGAGGUCUACGGCGACCCGCUGCAGCACCCCCAGGUCGAGACAUACUGGGGGAACGUCAACCCAAUCGGUGUUCGGAGCUGCUACGACGAGGGGAAGCGGACGGCGGAGACGCUGACCAUGGACUACCACCGCGGCGCCAACCUCGAGGUUCGGAUUGCUCGGAUCUUCAACACCUACGGGCCGCGCAUGUGCAUCGACGACGGCCGCGUCGUCAGCAACUUCGUCGCUCAGGCGCUGAGGAAGGAGCCCCUGACGGUGUACGGCGACGGCAAGCAGACGAGGAGCUUCCAGUACGUCUCCGAUCUGGUUGAGGGCCUGAUGAAGCUGAUGGAGGGCGAGCACGUGGGCCCCUUCAACCUGGGGAACCCCGGCGAGUUCACCAUGCUGGAGCUGGCCAAGGUGGUGCAGGACACCAUCGACCCCAACGCGCGCAUCGAGUUCCGCCCAAACACCGCCGACGACCCGCACAAGCGCAAGCCCGAUAUCACCCGCGCCAAGGACCUGCUGGGAUGGGAGCCCAAGAUCCCGCUCACCAAGGGCCUGCCCCUCAUGGUCCAGGACUUCCGUAACCGCAUCUUCGGCGACCAGCAGCAGAAGGAUGCCAACGCCAAUGCCGGCGACAACUGAUAUAUGAUCCACACCGACCGGAUCAUUGUUUUCUUUUUCAGUGGUACCUGUAGCUAGGGAAAGAUCCAGUUGAAGGCCGGGAAGGAAAGAUACUGGUAAUCCAUGAUCGAACUGAAUCAAUCAACCAAGGAUCGAAUCGAUCGAUACAUGUGUGUAGGAUAGUUAAUUAGAGGAUACGUGUAGCUGCUGGUCUGCUGCUGCAAGAGAAGAAAACUGAUGAUGAGCCAUUGCCAGCAGCAGGAGGUCGAGGCCCCAGCUCACGACGACUAUGCCACCGACCUUCGUGUUAUUAAUUUGUUCUUCUUUGUUAGUCCCUCUUAUUGGUAGCCACGAGUUCAUUCUUUCUUUUAUUUUCCAUGUGUUCUUCUUUGUAUUUCUUGGAAGAAAUGUAUCUUGAGAUCUUCUUAGCCCUUGUUCUGUGUCUCUGACCAUGACGACAAUUCUGCAAUAACAAUACCUGUAUGUGGAUGCCAAAAUACACCUGUUCA